Messenger RNA from Colletotrichum phormii, 1569 nucleotides. Its product is annotated as carboxylesterase. The record is from RefSeq and is a predicted model, not a curated record. The transcript is spliced from 3 exons. The coding region runs from base 1 to 1569 and encodes 522 amino acids. Lineage: Eukaryota; Fungi; Ascomycota; Sordariomycetes; Glomerellales; Glomerellaceae.
AUGGCUCUAGUGGGCUGGUUGGCUCAGACUUCGGCCAGCACACAAGAGGCAGGAUAUUAUAACUUCUCAAAUAUCCCAUACGCCAAUGCACCCCGAUUCAGUGCACCCACGCCAAUAAAAAGCGUCAAUCGCUCAGUAAAUCUUGGUCAGAAAGCAAGUGUUUGCCCCGCGGCGUUUCCGGCCUGGUAUGGGAUCUCGUCCCUGUACCAGAGCGGCCAGCUCUCGCUGGAUGAGGUGAGCUCAACUUUCGCCAAGUCGCAAUCCGUGACUCCAAAGUCGGGCUCGGAGUCGAUCGGACGAUAUCUCAGCGCUGCUGAUACGACAGUCACGGAGGACUGCUUGGCGUUGGAUGUCGUAGUACCGGAUAAGCUGUGGGGGAAAUCCCGGAAUAACUCGCAUUCUGCUGCCCCCGUGAUCGUUUGGCUUCAUGGCGGCUCAUACGUUCUUGGUCACAAGAACUUUGCCGCAAAUCCCGCAGGACUCAUCGCAAAGGCCCAGGAAGACGGAUCUGACGGCGUCAUCUACGUUGCUCUCAACUACCGCCUCGGGCUUUUCGAGUGGAUGUCUGGACCUGCCUUCACAGAACAAGGCGGUGUUGCAAACUUGGGCUUGCGAGAUCAAAGACUCGCGCUUGAGUGGAUUCAGGAGAACAUUCAUCUCUUUGGCGGGGACCCCGACAACGUCACGGUCCUUGGAGAGUCUGCUGGAGGAGGUUCGAUCCUCCAUCAGCUCACCGCACCUGGUUCUUCGAGCGGCGCCCCUUUCAAACGCGCCAUCUUACAAUCACCCGGUUUCGAGCCGAUGGAAGGCCCGGCAAAGCAGAACUUGCAGUACAAGAGAGUGCUUGAAUGGGCAUCCUACUUCAGCAAUUCCACCGUCAGCAGCCUCGACGACCUCAAGCAGCUUCCCUUUGACGUGCUUUGGAAGGCAAACCAGAUCAUCAUCGCGAAGUCAUACUGGGGUGCUUGGUGCCCCUGGGGACCGGCGGUCGACGGUGACUUUGUGGAAGAUCUCCCAGGUGUUCUUCUCUCGAAUGGGAAAUUCGACAAGUCCGUCGAGAUACUCACCAGCCACAACAGUGACGAUGGCUUCAUUUUUGCAUCACCACUGAUACAGACGGACGAUGAGUAUGUGUCUGGACUUCUACAAAAUCUUCUCCCCGAUGCUUCGGACGAUGUCAUCCACUACAUCAAGACCGAACUCUACCCCGCGGUGUACGAUGGUACUCAUCCCUGGAAGACGCCCCUCGAACGUACAUCCGCUACUAUUGCCGAGGCUUGGUUCAUCUGCAACAAUCAGUUUCUCAACGAGGCUCUGGGAGGGGAGGCGCACAACUAUCUUUUUGACGUGCCACCGGGCUACCACGGGACGGACAUUGCCCACACCUUCUUCAACGGGGAGGCCAGUUCGAAUUUGCUUCCUCUGAAUGCGUCUGCGGCAGCCACACUACAGGCGUACUUGACGACGUUUGCAAAGACUGGCAGUCCAAAUGGCGUGAACCUUCCAUGGAUGCCAGUUUAUGGUCAGAAUGCAAUUUACGUGUCAAUCUACGAUGGACUUCCUGUAUAA